AUGGACCAGGUGUCGUCGGCCUUGCGGGUAUUUGAGGUUGAAGUCAUAUCGCAUAUGAGGGUUAUAGGGAGCCAGGUAGAUGACAACAAGGCCACUUCUAUUCAUAGACAGCUGGUAUUUGAUGGCCCUUACCACUUGGCCGUAGUGUUCUUGACGGAGGCUAGCCCGGAUGGAGGGUGGUGGAUAAGCUCGGAGGACAGCGAAGGAGGUGCAGGGCUGGCACCGGAGAAAGUCUUCCUUCGGUACCACAUCAAGGCCCUGACCAAGCUCGCAAACAAUGCCAGAUCUGCGAGACUUUUCAUGUUGAGUUGCGGAACCAAUCUGUUCGCCGCGUCUUGCCUUGAGAGUAUCUACGAGACCGUAGGAAGUCGUCCAUGGCAUUCGAUUAUAUUACCAAGUACGCCUGCAUUGAUAGCGCAAGAGGUGGCCGAUAUUCUACCGGAUAUGUUUGUCCAUCUGUAUUAUUUUGGUGCAAGCUUCAAGAGCUCCCUGCUUCGCGUCUGGGCAAAACUCGUAACAACACGGAUUCACACGGGUUUUGUUCUCAUGGACAGACCGCGUUUUGAGGAUCGGCUGUCUGUUUCGAAACUCGAGUACGCCGCACACUCGAUCAGGCCGUUUGGUGUCCCUCUGCCAAUACCAGAGUCUCUGUGCGGCUGUUGGGGCAAAAAUGCGGAUUGGAAGCUUCGCUAUUCAUCCACUAAUUACGGCGAGUGCUUUUACUAUUUCCGCAGCUCUUGUUGCGCACACAAGCUUCACGUUGCAAUUUUCACGGACCAACGCAAGACGCGUAAAGUCCAUGGGACCGUGAUAAUGGAAGAGGAAUGGGACUUAUCAAAAAAGGACUUUAGGUUUGACCCUGCUCGCAUGGUUCGUAUGGUGCAAUCGCCGGAAAGGCAUGGAGGCAAAGAGAUACAAAGACCACGUCAUGAAGCACCUUGGACACAGGCUGGACAGGAAGCCAGGGAGGCAACGACUUCCGAUGUGGCAGGAUCCAUAGUCUGA
Messenger RNA from Rhizoctonia solani, 1005 nucleotides. RefSeq lists its product as uncharacterized. The transcript has 4 exons. The record is from RefSeq and is a predicted model, not a curated record. Lineage: Eukaryota; Fungi; Basidiomycota; Agaricomycetes; Cantharellales; Ceratobasidiaceae. Bases 1 to 1005 code for a protein of 334 amino acids.